GGCCGACGGAGAAGAUCAUCAAAUCAGCGCUCCCUCAGAUAGCCGCAGUCGUCGCCUUCGUCCCUUUCGCGGUUCUGUGGUACCACCUAGGCGGCCUCGCGUGGGCUCUCUCUGGCUCUCUCGCCACCUACCUCAUUAUUGGCCGCCGUCACUGCGCUCCAUCUCCCGUAUAAGUCCAUUUCAACGCAGCGCUAGGUGCAACGGACAGUCGAAAUCCGAAGCAGAUAACGACAGCGGUGACAGCGCCGCCAGCGGUGGGACUAUAUUACUACAAUACACUUACCUUAUUUCCUAUCCCUAAAACCCUCCACCUCCUCCCAACUCCCUCACCCAGAUUUCACUUUCACGCUUCUUUCUUUCCUUCCGACCCAAUGGAUUCUCCCUCCGUCUUCGAUUCCUCUUUGCACCUCGUCUUCCUCCCAACAGCAGCGGCGCUCCCUCAGAUAGCCGCAGUCGUCGCCGUCGCUUUCGCGGUUCUGUGGUUCCACCCAGGCGGCCUCGCGUGGGCUCUCUCCAGGGCUGGUCGUUCGAUUCCUGGCCCCAUCAGCAUGGUCCUCGCCCUCUCUGGCUCUGUCGCCCACCGCGCCUUUUCAAGGCUAGCCCACUCCCUCCGAGCCACCGACUUGAUGAUCUUCUCCGUCGGCCUCACCCGUUUCAUCCUCGCGAGCCGCCCCGAAACCGCCCGGGAAAUACUCAACAGCUCGGCCUUCUCGGAUCGCCCUGUCAAGGAAUCCGCGUACGAGCUCCUAUUCCACAGGGCCAUCGGCUUCGCGCCCUUUGGCGACUACUGGCGCCAACUCAGAAGGAUCUCCGCCACGUACUUGUUCAGUCCCACGAGGGUCGCUUCCUUCGAGGAGCACCGGGUGAAAAUCGGGCAGCAAAUGAUCCGGGGCAUAAUGGCUAGCAUGGAUUCCACCGGGGUCGUCGGCGUGAAGAAAAUUCUCCACUUCGGUUCUCUCAGCAGCAUUAUGAUGAGCGUUUUCGGCCAAAAAUUCGAUUUUGACCACGGCGAAGGCGCGGAAUUGGAUGAACUUGUCACGGAGGGGUACGAGCUGCUCGGUGCCUUCAACUGGAGCGACCACUUCCCUCUGUUGAGGUGGAUGGAUCCUCAGGGCAUCAGGAAAAGGUGCAAGCGAUUGUCGGCCACGGUCAAUGUGUUCUUUGGAAGAAUCAUAGAGGAGCACCGUCGAAGGAGGGUCGAUGGAGUUGUGCCCGAAGGUGUAACUGCCGACUUCGUGGAUGUGUUACUAGACUUGCAGAAAGAAGAGAGUCUCUCUGAUUCUGAUAUGAUCGCCGUCCUCUUUGAAAUGAUCUUUCGAGGAACAGAUACAGUGGCCAUCCUCCUCGAAUGGAUCAUGGCGAGAAUGGUCCUGCACCCGGAUAUACAACGCAAAGCCCAAUCGGAGAUCGACGACGUCCUCGGCUCCUCGCGCCGGCCCAUCUCCGACUCCGACGUGCCUCGCCUGCCCUUCCUCCAGUCCAUCGUGAAGGAAGCCCUGCGGCUGCACCCUCCGGGUCCCCUGCUCUCCUGGGCGCGCCUCGCUGUUCACGACACCCACGUCGGCGACCACUUCGUCCCCGCCGGCACAACCGCGAUGGUGAACAUGUACGCCAUCACCCACGACGAGAGCGUGUGGGAAGACCCGGAGGCGUUCAAGCCGGAGCGGUUCAUGGAGGAGAGCGUGAGCGUGCUGGGGUCGGACCUGAGGCUCGCGCCGUUCGGGUCCGGGAGGAGGGUGUGCCCGGGCAAGGCCCUGGCUCUGGCCACCGUACACCUGUGGGUGGCGCAGCUGCUCCAAGACUUUUAUUGGGUCCCAGCUGCUCCUGAUAGAGAAGUCGACUUGACCGAAUGCUUGAAGAUGUCCAUGGAGAUGAAGAACCCUCUGGUUUGCAGGGCUUUGCCAAGAUCCUAAUGGAAGAAGCGAGCUAAUUAAUUAGGUUAAUUAAUUGUGCUCCGGAUUGUCGUCUUUGCAAAUCUGUCAACAUCUUUGUUUGUUUGGUGUUUUCCGUACGUGUAUACGUCUAUGAUCUCGGGCUGUUUGCGGUGUGGUGAGUGGUCAGUGUGUGCAUCUUCCACAGCUUCGUACGAAUAAGACUUGGAGUUUAAUUAGCA
Molecule: messenger RNA, 2113 nt
Organism: Zingiber officinale
Lineage: Eukaryota; Viridiplantae; Streptophyta; Magnoliopsida; Zingiberales; Zingiberaceae
Product: cytochrome P450 78A5-like
Exons: 2
Coding region: 372-1913 (513 amino acids)
Molecular function (GO): monooxygenase activity; heme binding; iron ion binding
Source: RefSeq, a predicted model, not a curated record